AACAUAAAUUUGACAUAUGGAUAUGUCAAAGGAAUGGGCAGGUCAAGUUGGAAUUUGGUCAUGGUUCGAUGAUUUUUUUGGCAGAGUUAUGUUUUUUCACUUUGAAAAUAAUAUAGAUACAUCUUAGGAAUAAGCAGUUUGAGUUUGAAUUUGGUCGUGGUUCAAUGAUUUUGGACAAACUUAUCUUUCUUGAAUAUUGGAAUAAUUUUGAACUUUCAGUUUCAGCACUCAUACUUUUGUGGAAAUGUAUGUAGCCAUUAUUUUGGCUACAAAUAUGAAAUAUGCUAUUUUCAAAAGGUUAAGACUGAAUAAUUUCAGUGCCUUGAACAUUGUAUGGAAAUGGUUUGUGUUAACAUUGAAAAGUUUUAAGGGCUUUGAACUUAAAAUGAAAACAAUAAUUUGUGCAAACAAAUUUGGAACUAAAUAUUAUAACAUCUGAAAUUUUGGCUGCAUGCGGGGGCAUCCGUGGCAUGAUGACACAUUUCUAGUUUUUUUUUUGUAUAAAAAGAAAAGGAUUAAUUACUCAAGCUAAUAUGGUCCCUGGAAUAGCCAAAAAUGUUAUUUUCACCAAAUGACAUCCCUAGCUCAAAAAUAUGUUAACUUUAAUUCAUGAUUUCUUAUCAUUUUCACAUUUUGUGACCAGUUGCACACUCAACAAUCCUUUUGAGCUUUUAGCGUUAAUUACUGUUAAAGCCAAGGAAAAAUUUUAAAUACUGGAUUUUUUUUAUAUGUAAUUCACAUAUCUCUAAAAGUACAUGGCCUAGAAUUAUGAAUCCUUUUUUUCAGCUGCUGUUACACAGAUUCUCCAAGUCUUGGAGACAAUGUGGGAGGAGAAUCGUGAAAUUAAGAGGAUGAUGCAGCGAUUGUUGUCAAGGUCAGCAGCAGAUGACCAACCGCUGCAGCUUCCGGAAGAUAUCUCAUUUCCUAUUCGUUCUCCUGAGCAGAUGGAAACAUUCGAUGAGCUUCUGGGAGAUCAGACAAAGCUGUCAUCUGUGGUGCGGUUCCUCUCAAUGUUUGGUGGGGCAGAUGUGUGGGAAACUGUUGACCGCUUGAUGAAAGAAACCAUGUCAAAUGAACUGGCAAGAAUGUACAAUAUGAAGGGGCUGAAAAGGAAGAAAAAAUUUGGGGGCCUCUAGAUACUGAAUGUAUUGUAUAGUAAGUGAUAUUUUACGAAUUUGCAAAGUGGUGUCUUUAAGUAAGGUUUUCAAAAUAGAUAUAUUAUCCAAGAUCUUGUUAUUGUGUCUUCGGGUAUCGCUUUAAUGAAGGAAAAUGCUUGACUAGCUUUUAUGGAAAUUAAUAAGAGAAUAUUUUACAUGCUGUGUGGUUUUGAUCCCAUGCAUUGUGUUGUGAUGCAUAAUAUAAGCAGAAAUCACCUUCCUGUAAAGCAAGUUAUUUGCUUACCUUAACAUUCUUCACUGAUACACCGAUAAGAUGAUCUCAGCUUACAACUGACUGCAGAGAUAUCACAGAAAUAUUGUUAAAAGCUAUGUAAAACCGGGACACAAACAUAUAUAUUUGUUAAAACAUACAAGAAUUAGUUUAUAUUCCAAUUUAUACUGCUCAAAAUGCUACAAGGUGACUUAUGACCUUUGAAUGGUUUCAAUACCUACAUUUCACUGCAUUUCAUUUCAUUCUUUAAGGGUAAGGAUGCUUGUUUUGUAGAAUGUAUCCAAAGGAACUUGCCGACAAAAAACUGCAACGAGGAAGGAUGUAGAAAUAGAGGUUUCAAAGUGGCUGGCUGGGGCGCGGGACCGCGAUGGGGGAAGGAAAGCAAGACCUUACCUGAAGCAAAUGAAGGAAGUGACUAGACAUGUUUUUAUUUUAAAAAAUGCAAAUCUAUAGAGAAUAUUUGUUUGUUUGUGUGUAAGAUGAAAUUUUAUAUCAUCAAGUGAGCUUCUCACGAGUGGCAUAGACUUGUUUGCAGGUUGGCAACACAGUAAUGCUGAGGAACAUUGGGAAAAAAAUGAGCCUACACCUGUUAAUGGUGAACACUGACAGUAGGGUCUUCACAACAUCACCAAUUGAUGUCUGUGAAGACCUCUUCAGAAGGGCAACAGAAAUUGUCCGGCCUCCAAUGGCAGCAGUGAUUUCUGUUGGAGCUGCGUUGUUCUCACCAGUGAGGACAAGAGUUUCCAUCCGAGGUAUUAGAUAAAUCAGGUAGAAAUGAAUUUAUAAUUAUAUGUUAAUGAUAAACUUUUAGCCCCACUUUGGAGCUAUUGACACAACCUACAUUUUGUCAUUUUUUAAUAUUUUGAUAGAUAGCAUCUCUUACUUUAAAUGUUCAGCAGUCUGUUAUUGAUACAGUACAAAAUAAUAAAAUUUUGAACUUUUACAUGUUUAUUUACCUUUUAUAAUAUAAAUUAAUUUUUUCCUUUAUAACAUUUACAUCCUUUUCCUUGUCUUUUCUAAGAAGAUGCUCCCAAAAAAGUUACAGUUAGAAAUGAAGAUGUAACAAUAAAAACCAUAACUCUUCAAGAUUCCACAGGGGAAAUUAAGGCCACACUGUGGAGAGCCCUAGCGGUGAAUCGAACUAACAAACUGCCUAACAAGCAGGUUUUGUGAGGUUACAUCAGUGAGUUCGACUCACUUCAGUAGAAUGACGGUAAUUUUUAUUAAUUUUGUGACUUCUUUUUCAACAAGUAAGGUUUUGUAUUAAGCAUUAUAAACUAUCAUGCUCCAUUUUAAGAACGAAACAUUCAAACUGUUUCCUUUAUAGAUGUUGGGUUUUUAUCAAGGUUUUCAAUUUAGCAAUCUAAAUAGAAUUUUUUAUAAGCAUUAAAGAAGCCAUCUAAAUUGAAUUUUUUAUAAGCAUUAAAGAAUUGCUCCAAUAAAAGUGGAGCAAUGCUGUUUGCAGUUAUUUUUUAUUUUAUGAAUUCUGAUGUGCUCUCAUUUGUUAAUUAAAAAUGCAUGGCUCUACAGGUACUUCCCUGUCACUGUUAUAAACUAUUCCUUUGAACACAGUUACAUUACAAAAAGAAUAUUAAGUGUCUAUUAAUUUUGCUAUGUACUACAAAUCUUUUUGCACUUGAAACAUAUAAUAUUUCUACAUAAACAUCCACUGAUUUAUAAAACAAUUGAAACUUCAUAUGUCGAUUAUGGCUUAUCUCAAAACUUGUAAAUCAUGAACUGUCUAAGAGAAGAGCAUAUUCUAAAAAACGGUAAAAAUCCUUUUUUUCUCAUAGUUAUGUCAAAAAAUAAAAACUGGUCAACAGAUUAAAAGAAAAAUUAGUCUAUACAUGAAUGUUUCUAUUUUCUUAUUUUCAUAGCAAAUUGCUCCACCAGUCACCACCAAUCAAUACACAAUAGUUGGCAUCAUGGUGAAUGAAGACAAAGCUGAACUUUUAACAGAUGAUGACCUUACAGCUUCAGUGUCAUCAGAAAUGUUGGCACAGGCUUGUGCCAAACCUGAUGAGCCAGAUGUGAACUUGGCCACACUGUGUGAGAAAGGGCACAAGUGUUUCAAUCACAUCAAGAUGUGAUGAAACACAGAGUAUUGUCCACAGAGAAUGAAACCUGGUAAAGAUGAUUUUUGUAAUAAAUUUCCUUCAUAUUACAAGAUUUGUAAGAUAACAUAUUGGAUGAGACAUAUACAGUCUUAUUGCAUGAACUAAAAUUGUCCAAGCCUUUGGUUUGGAAUCGAACAAAUCAUGAUUUAAUAAACUACAUUAUUUUUUAUAAGACGUAUAUCUUAUUCUGUUUGGAUAUUCUUAAUGUAAUUGAAAAUCAUUUGCCUUUUGGUAGUUGAAAAUAUAACAUUUUAUUUUCAGUUAACAUGCUGCAGGGUUUUCAUUAUUAACCGAUUGGCGAUCCAAACCAUCAGUUAAAUUGCUGUUAAAAUCGAUUGUAUUUUCAGCCAGUAUAUUAAAGUAUCACCUUUGAUCCUUGGCAAAAUCGGAUGUUUUCUUUUAAGGAUCUGUUGUUUCAAAUGAAAAUGAAGACUGUAAGAGUAGUCAAAAAAAUGUACUGAAUUUAGUAUGUGUUGCACAAUAUUGAUGUUACUGCAUUUGGUUACCAUGUACUUAUUAAUAAUGAAUAUUAUUUAAUAACAUGACAACUUUAUUUCUAUUUCAGAAGUCCUGUGUACUUAACAUGAAAUACAAGAGAACUGUAAACACAAACAUUAAAAUAUUAAUUUUCAAUAAACAUCCAUUCAAACCAGGCAGUGGAAAGUGCAAUCUCAUAUG
This is a messenger RNA of Ruditapes philippinarum (Manila clam), 4184 nucleotides long. RefSeq lists its product as uncharacterized. The record is from RefSeq and is a predicted model, not a curated record. The transcript is spliced from 2 exons. NCBI's taxonomy places the organism in Eukaryota, Metazoa, Mollusca, Bivalvia, Venerida, Veneridae. The coding region runs from base 822 to 1136 and encodes 104 amino acids.